Cydia pomonella (codling moth) is the source of this 6996-nucleotide messenger RNA. RefSeq names its product acyl-CoA:lysophosphatidylglycerol acyltransferase 1-like. Gene Ontology annotation, molecular function: acyltransferase activity. NCBI's taxonomy places the organism in Eukaryota, Metazoa, Arthropoda, Insecta, Lepidoptera, Tortricidae. The transcript is spliced from 5 exons. The record is from RefSeq and is a predicted model, not a curated record. Gene Ontology annotation, cellular component: endomembrane system. Bases 1285 to 2250 code for a protein of 321 amino acids.
AGUGCGUACUCCCAUCUUAAAUUCCGGCAACGCACUUACAAACUCUCUGGUGUUGCAGGUGUCCAUGGGCGGUGGUAAUCGCUUACCAUUAGGUGUUCCGUCUGCUCGUUUGCCUCCUCUAUCAUAAAAAAAAGUUAAAUUUCACUUCCAAACAUUAGGUAAAUAUAUUAAUGCAUACAUAUAUAUGUCGGGUGACAAUGACAAUGCAAUAUCAUGGUACCAUCAAUCUGAUCUGAUGAUGGAGACCGGAGGUACAUUUUUUCAGUACUUGUGACUCAAAUAAGAAAAACGGUAUGUACUCUGAUUGACUAGCACGUAAUAUUUUCGCGGAUAAGCAAAGUAACAUUUUUGUUUUAAUUAGUAGGUAUGGAUUUCCCGCAAAGUAAAACCUGAUUUAUUCAGUAUCUAUAUUCGUCAGGUAACAAACAAAACUCACAAAUUAAAAAAAAAAUUAACCAAAAUCAACCUUAUCUCAGUAGUAAAAUGGUUCGUUAUGGCUAUGAACUUGUGAUGGUAAUUAGAAUUAGUGAGUUUUGCUUGUCACCUGACGAAUUAUGUAGGUACCAGAGUCGUUAACUUUUAUUGUAUAAUACAAUACAUAUACUUUACAGUACAUAUGGUGCUGCUUUCCCGCACGCGUGCGGGAAUGAGGACUUUCCGUGCAUAUGUCGAAACUUUAAAGAGCCAUAUGUACUGUAAAACGUUGUACGAUACACGUGCGAAAAGGUAAUUCGCGACUCGUGUCGAUUUAAAACACUCCCUUUGGUCGUGUUUUAAUUUAUCACCACUCUUUGCGAAUUUUCUAUUUUCUGCACUUGUAUCGUAAAUAACAAUUAUUGCACACCUCAAUACAGAAACAAUACAAAUAGUACAACACAUUAAGAAGAGGUAAACAACAGGCGGUCUUAUCGUUAAAAAGCGAUCUCUUCCAGACCACCUUUAGGUAGUGGUUGUAUCGUCCACAGAAGCGACCUUUUUUUUACACACUUCUAUUUAGCUCUACUGCGUAUAUUUGGUUCUUUGUUUGUAUAAUUAAUGCAAAUAUGGUCACUUCCAUUUGAACCACUUCCUGAUGCAAAAGUACUGCAAAUGCAAUAAUGUGUUAACAUGAAGCUGAUCUGAUGAUACAGACAGAAGGUAACCGAAGGAACUCCUCGAUGGAAGAACCCAAACACAUCGAGUUUAGGGUCAUUAGAAAGGUCCCAAGAAGUACAUGACGGACAUGCAUAUACAUGCAGGAAUAGUUUUUCUCAUUGCUUUUUUUUGACGGUAAUUUGUUUUAUAAUGCAUUUGAUCACAAUCAAUCCACAUCCUAACACCCUCCCUUCUUUGUCUACAGUUCUAGAAAGUGGCGACGAGCCCGCCGCCUGCGGCAACCACCGGACGCUAGUCCUGGCCAACCACCAGAGCACCGGCGACGUGCCCCUCCUCAUGGGGGCGUGGAACCCGCGCCCGGGCGUACUCUCGAACCUGAUGUGGAUCAUGGACCGCGUGUUCAAGUUCACCAACUUCGGCAUCGUCAGCGUGCUGCACGAGGACUUCUUUAUACAGGCGGGCCGUGCUAGACGAGAUGCGUCCCUAGAAGAGCUUCGUCGCCACAUCAUCCACAGCUACAUCCCUCUCGGGAGGCAGUUCAUGGUUCUCUUCCCAGAAGGUGGCUUCCUGCAUAAGAGGAGAGAAAUAAGCCAUAGAUUCGCGGAUAAGAAUAACUUGCCAAAGCUGGAGUACGUUACUCUGCCACGCGCCGGUGCGAUGAAGGUCAUCAUGGAAGAGAUCGGACCGCAUAGGGAGAACUGCCCCGGCACAUCUCAGAACGAAAACAGCAAAAGAGAAAACCAUUCCACCCGAAACGUACCUCGAGCCGUCGCCGCCACCAGCGCGCAUUUAGAAUGGGUGCUGGACGUGACCAUAGCGUACCCAGACAGAGUGCCACUGCAUCUGAUUCAGGACGUGGUGUGCGGCAUCAGACCCCCCUGCAGCAUACGGUUACAUUACAGGCUCUAUCCAAUCACUGAGAUACCAUCAGACGCAGAAGGUAUGACCCAGUGGCUGUACGACAGAUUCAUAGAAAAGGACAGAAUGCUAGAAGAAUACUACAGAACCGGUCAGUUCCCGACCACAUCUGACACUCAAGUUGUGAGACAAGUCAGACAGGACAAUCUGAGGUUUCUCAUAUUGCACGCUUUCUUCAUAGCGUCGACUUACGUACAGUAUAAGUUGUUCCAUGCUGUGUGGAGUUGGAUUUGGUAACACGGGUUACCUCACGAUUGAUUUGUAGAUUUGAUUGUUUUUUGUUUAGUGAGCGACUGUGUAGGUUGGGUGAAAUUGGAUUCAUCUUUUUAUUCAGUGUAGAACGUUUUUGAGGUCAUCCCACACUACAUUAUUGUUUUACCUGCCAAUAUAAUAAAUAAAUAAUAAAAGGGUCAUUCUUCAGCAAUCUCAUUCCCCUGACCAUACCUAUUCGCAAUUCCCAAGAGAUUCCGCUACGCCGUUUUGGCUAUAGAUAGAACUUGGCACGGGUUACAGUUACCUAAAAUGAGACUGCGAAUAUGUAUGGCCAGGGGAAUGGGAUUUUUGAAGAUUGACCCCUUUAUAUUGGUUAAAUUGUACUAAAUGUGUAAAAUCUAACACAAAUCGUACUUCGAAUUUGACAGCUAAUAUUAAUUUUGCUGUACAGCUUCUCACAUCAUUCGAAAACUCUGGUUAACGAUAGUUGACGUUUAAGAAAUUAGAGACCAAUUAAAACUUACGUUAUAUCAAAAUGAUAUCAGUCAAUUCACCUGUACUUGUCAGUACACGUAUUGGCGCGAGCGAAACGCACCGGCGACUGACAUUUAGAUAUAAUUUUAAUGUCACAAUGUAAGUUAGAAUUGGCUUCUUAGUUACCACAGUAUAUAUGGUACCAUACAGCGCCCUCUUAAACUGUCAAACUCAGGGGUACGAUUUUUGUGACUUAGCGCAUCUCAUACAGUCACGUCUAUAAAUAUUGAUACGGAUAAAUUGAAAAAAAUAUGUAUACACGAUCUUAUUGCCAAUAUUUUUUGACGUGACUGUACAAUCAGUUAACCUUGCACAUCCACUUGUCACGAUUUUGAGAAAAUGUAUUGCUAAACAUUUAUAGUAGUGUCAAAUAUUUUGUAAAAUCACACGUAGAUAUUGUAGGUAACAAAAUGGUGGACCAAAUAAUAAUAUUAUGCACUGUUCAUGACAAGUGGUGUCAGCAAGCUACUGUAGAAAUGUGGUAGACAAAGUUUAACUUUAAGAAUAAGUUCUUAGUAACUUGGGGUGACUUUGAAUUGUGGGGUGGCUAUGUUUUUUUUUUUAAUUUUAUGCAAGAUAAACCUACUUUUUUAAUAUUGCGUCAUUUGAAUUCCUUUAAUUCAAAAACUAAAAUGCUCCUUACUAUCUUGAAAUGAGCGUAAAUUAAUCUGUUCAAAGAUUUUAUCUUAUUAAAUGAUUAAAUGCAAUUAAUUGUUAAAUAACUUAAAAUAAUAGUUAUCUGUCUGCUAUUGUUUUAGUACUUGCUUAAUAAUAUGUAGUAAGUAAUAAUAUUUAUAACUUACGACGUGGCAUGUUUAGUCAAAAUUUAAUUCGUAAUAAAUAUUUUUUUCGCAAUAAAUUGUUACCCUCUUGUUUAGCAAUAAUAUAUUUCAAGUAUGAAUGAAAUAAAUUCAAUUUCACCCAACACAAAUAAACAUUCAAAUUCAUGUCAAGACUCCCUGUUACGUGAUGUAACAGUACUUAUGUUGUACGGACCAAAUUAGUGAAAUUCAAAACGUCAUAAAAUCAGUUUAGCUAUGUGCAUGACAGUGGUGCUGCUUGGCGUCGGUUUCCCUUGGAAAUUUGACAGUUGUCAUAAACUUCAAACUUGUUAAUAUAUACGGGAUGUCAUCCGUCAAAUUUUGGUGGGACGUAAUUCGCACAUAGCUAGUAAAAUGUCUAAAGUAUACAUAUACUUCAAAUUAAAUUGAUACAGUGAGCUUUUUCAAAUUAAAAAAAAGCUAAUUCCUUACUUGGAUGUUGUACAUAUGAUAAUCACACAAGAUGUUUUGAAGUAAUUUUUAUUAAUUUCGUGUUUUUUUUUUCUUCUUUUAAUAAUGCGUUUACGGCUAUCGAUUGUUAUUAUGUAACUUAAAUUUAUCUAUAAGAAAUAAUAAUUACAUCAGUUUGUUGUGAAAUAUGAUCAUGUGAAUUUUAUUAAAAAUUCCUUAUUAUUUGCUCGGUCAAGUGUGUUAUAGAGAGCGUUUCUUAAAACAAGUUUCGACCACAAUACAGUUGCCCGAUAAACAUGAUAUGACAAUCAUGUAUAAGGUCCCUUUUCUAUAAAUUAACUCACUUGCUUGACCUUCAUAUUAUUUGAACAAUUUAUUUAAAAUACUUGCGUUGCAAUCGCUAGCCGGAAAACGAAUAGCAGAAGUACAUUUUUAAUUUAGCUAUUGAUUUGAAGACGUAUGUUUGAGCGAUAAUUUUAAUUGUUAUUUUUUAGCUAUACGUCCUUACAACGUUACCUCGAGUAGAUCCGUGCCGAGGGCACGUAUCACUUUUCUUGGUCACAUUUGGACGCUGUCUCUUUUCACCCCGUUAUAAAGAGCAAGCGUCAUUGUUGGCAGAAUAGUGAAUGUUAGUUACGUUGAUUUAAUCAAAGUGUGCUGUGACUUGUCAGUCAGUAUGUAAGUUAACUUUUUAGAUUAAGACAUGCACUACGCUAAACCAAAUUAUAAGGAGAAUUUGUAAUAAAAUCUUCUAUUAUUACAAAAGCUAUAAAAAUUUAUUGAGACAAUAAACGUAAAAAUAGUCCCUUCAUAUCGUUGAAAGCGGUCUUUCAAUUUCAAUAUUUAAUUAGGAUUCCCACGCUUGUCCGAACUUUGAGUCUAAAAAUCGUAAUUUUAUACAAAAGGAUUCUCGGAGGCGAUCAUGCCGCGAAUUUUUUUAUUCAAAAGCUCCGAGCUUGCGUAUGUGAGAACUAAAUAACGAUAUAUAAUUUUUGCGAAUUAUGAAAUCGCAAUUUUGUACUAUGUUACAUUAAGUAAUUGUAAGCUAAAUUGAAAGUGGAGAUAUCCAUUUAAUAUAUAUCAUACGUGUUAGUGAAUCGCCCCUUUUUAUGCUGUUUUCAAGACAUAUGACAAGAUUUUUUUUUAGUUUUUCGUUACUCACAAAAUGAGCCAAAAUUUAUUCUAACAAGGCUCAAAUAAAACAGCUAGAACUAUUAGUUCAAUCACAUGAAGCUAGAACUAUAACAAAAAUACUUAGCAAAUAUUUUUGUCUUUCAAUAAAAAAUAGUACACCCAAGGCUCGGAAAACGGUUAAAUUUGAAAACCGUUAUCGUUACUUGGCGCUAAACCUUUUGAUUUUGAUUUUAAGGAGAUUUUCAUAAAGCUCUCACGCGGCAGGCCGUCUCGUCGCUCAUCGUAUAAACCGGUUUAUUUAGGUUACAAUAAAGUUCUUAAAACGUUCGCGUUCUUAUGAAAGUUCGGAGUAAAACCGAAAUAAACCGGUAUUUACCGUUAUUUUAAAACCGCCGAGCCUUGAGUACACUUGUCUAUAUUUUUUUAAAUGCAACGUUUAAAAUGCGAUGAGUAUAAUAAUACAGAAAACCUUCAUUUUCUUAUCAAACGCCGUCCUCGAGAAAAAGUAAGGUUUUUAAACCUAUCCAUGUCUAAAUUAGGUUAGAUUACUAUAAAAAUUAAGAAUAACAUUAUUUGAUGUAAGGGUCACUUUUAUAAUUUAACAAUAAAAUUUCUUUUUCUCUUAAAAAUCAGUUGUUACGCCCGCAGUUAAAAUAGAACUAGCAAAUAAACUUAAAUACAUCCUGGAACCACAAUACAUAUAACUUCAAAGAAUAUUUAACUUAUUGCAGAAACAACACCUAACCUGGCCCUAACUGAUCUAAUAAAUACCUUAUUAUGUAUAUAAACACCUAAUUACAUCUGGCGUUUACAGAAGUAAUUAGGUUUUUAUUCUAAGGAUUAAAUUUCGAAAAAAUAUAUAAUUCAGAGGCGGUGUCAUGGUCGCAUUUCUAUCACUUGUCAUGCCAUACGUCACUUUCGCACUUACAAACUUGUUAGAACGUGACAGACAUGGAGACAGAUGAUAAAAGCCGACCAUAUUAGCCCUACUGGUAAACAUAUGCCAAACAUUUUACCGUAAGUGCCUAGGCUUAUUAUAUGGAGGGCUUGUUAAAAUUUUAAAUGUAACAAAAAAACGUUGUAAAUACACUAAAUAACUGUUUAAGUACUAAAUUCUUUGAUGUGUGUAAAUGUAUAAAAUGUCUAUCAUAAUAUAAUAGUUUUUGAAAUGCUGAUGUGUACUACUAUAAUCUUUUUUUUGGCUUUAUCUGAAAAAGGCCAUUUUCAUUUUACAAAAAUAACUAUCACCUCGCCAUCGCCCUACACAGAAAUAUUCCUUUGAAUCUGACUACCUAUACAUUCAGUUAUUCGGAAUAUAAUAAUAUGAAAUAUGAAAAUCUGAAUCAUUGUUUCACUUUUGAAAGCUGCUAGAGAUUUCACAUUAUUUUCGCUAUGUUUUUAUUUCGAGAAAAUAUACUUGAACAGUGUGGGCUAACGCUAAAUUUUAGUUUUUAUUUAGCUAUUUCACGUUUUUACUUGAAAGUAGUUACAUUUGGAAAGGCAGAGUCAAACCAAAACCUUUUACUAUGUUAAAGUUAACUCUUGUUUACUUUUCCUUCAUUUCAAUUGUAUAUCGUUACCCUGCAUAUCAUAGAAGUAUAAUUUUUAGUAUAAAUAGCCGAGGGACGAGCAAAAUUUUGAACAGAGCUAUAACCGCGAAAAUCGAAGUUCGUCAAUUGCGGGCAUUUUUCUCUGCCACUCUAAUUACGUCUUAAUCGGAGUAAAAGAGAAAAAUCCCCGCAAUUUGCGAAUUUCGGUUUUCGCGGUAGGCCCCCAGUAGUAUAUUUUCAGAAUUGUUGAGGUAAAAUAUUACAACCCCCGCAAUGGCCAUAUCUUCCAUCGCAAGUUUCGCGCGGCGCGCCAUGGCAAU